This is a messenger RNA of Drosophila virilis, 822 nucleotides long. RefSeq lists its product as uncharacterized. NCBI's taxonomy places the organism in Eukaryota, Metazoa, Arthropoda, Insecta, Diptera, Drosophilidae. The record is from RefSeq and is a predicted model, not a curated record.
AAUGUUAUAUUAUCCGUUCAAAUAACGGCGCUUUUCAUAUGUGAUAUGCAUUGAGAUAACAUAAUUGGAAUGGAGCUGCGCAGCAAGUAUAAUAAAUUGAAAGAGCUGCUCAUAGGAGCCGGUGCCUACGAGGAAGGCAUGGAAAUCGAGGAAAUGCGUCAACUGGCACAGGUAAUGGAAAUGUCAACCUCAUCGUACACAGGCGUCGAGUGCUCCAAUCUCGAGCGAGCGCUCCUGGAGAGCGAAAUCGAUUUUCAAAUGAUGGUAAACUCCACCAUGAUCGUGCAGCCGGCGACGACGCCGACGCCCUCCAUCGAUGUGUUCAUUGGCGCAGGCAGCUUUGAACGCGACUGCGAGAGCCCCACAAGUAAUCCCGUUCAGCUGCAAGUGCAGGCUGUGGUGCAUCACGAGCUGAACUGGAGUCCCCGAGCAGGCGCUGUGCGCCCACGGAAACGAGAAGCCAGCGAGUCCAACUACGACCUUGACUCAAAGCGUGCCUUUCAGCCGAUGGAGGAGGAGGAGGAGACAAAUCCGAAUGCCACGCCCGAAUCGCUGGCUAGCGCUGACUCCGGCGUCAGCUGCGAAGAGGUCGGCUCCUUGUCCAGCAUCAGCGAGACAUCCACACUGCCAUCGAUUGGCGAAAUGCCGAGUCGCCUUCUGAUCAGCACCAGCAGCGCAGCUGUCUCCGACUUCUCAGAACGUGACGAAUGCAGCCCCGUCCACAUUAACCCAUAAGCCGUACACUUGAAAUCUUCAAUUAAUUGUUCGGUGAUGCAUUUAGCUGAGCAUGUUAACAAAGUUUGAUAAUCUAUCUAAACGGCA